CGGCGGCGGCGACAUCGCGCCGAGCCCGGGGCUGCGCUGGUCGGAGCGGUGGUUGUGCCAGCCCGUGCGCCCGGCGGAUCUGUCCUGGCGCUGCGUCUCUCUUGCAGGCGGGAGAGCAGGGAGAUGUUUGCCGUCUGCCCACCCGCUGCCCCGGCAAACGCCCCGUUCCGGCAGGGCCGGGGGGGCCCAGCGCUGGGCUCGGGUGCCCCGGGGGCCGGGCAGGGGCAGGACUCCAACUCCAACUUUGUGGGAGAGGUGUGUGACAGCAACGAGAACUGGAGCUGGCCCGUGCCGGGGUCCCUGCCGGAGGAGGGCUCCAGCCGGAGUGAAAACACAACAAAUCCGUCCGAUAAUCUGCAGUUAUUAAUGCAGAGACAGAUGGUCCAGGGCCGGCGCAGGGACACCGCCCUGGGCCUGGGCGCCGUGCGGCCGUGUCCCCCCGAGCCUGGGGUGCGCAGCCCCCCCGAGGGAGCCGAGGUCGGCGGGGCUGGGGGCCAAAACCCUGCCGAGGAGCCGGCGGGGGGCUGCGGCAAGCCCCCCAGCUCCCCUGCCGAGGACAACGGCUACGCCAGCAGCUCCCUCAGCAUCGACAGCCCCGACAGCACCUGCGGGAGCUCCUGGGAUGCCCCUGCUGCUGCCCCCUGCCCCGGGACCCCCCCCCAGCCAGGGGUGGCUGAGCCCGAGCCUGGGACCCUCUUCCCGGCGCUGGCGGAGGCCGUGCAGCACCUGCAGGACCAGGAGCGCUUCAAGGAGCGGGAGAAGGAGAAGCACCACAUCCAGCUGGUGAUGUACCGGCGCCUGGCCCUGCUGCGCUGGAUCCACGGCCUCCAGCAGAAAGUUGUGGACCAGCAGAACCGGCUGCAGGAGAGUUUUGACACCAUCCUGGACAACCGCAAGGAGCUCAUCCGCUUCAUGCAGCAGGGCCCGGCCUGCCUGGCCGGUGCGGCCGCCCCCAGCCCCUGAGCUGCGGCUGGCACGGGGCUGGCUGCUGGCAUCUCCGUGCUGGGCUCCUGGGAGCCUGCCCUGUCCUUCCCAUCUCUCUCCAAAGCAGCUGAGAGCCCCCAGAGCGUUCAUCUUUGUUUUCCCUCUGCACAGGAACUCAGUCCCUCUGCACCGUGUCCCACCGGCCUGAGGACUGUGCAGCUUUGGGCUGGGUGGACCUCAGGACCUUGGGGUUUGCUCAGCCUGGCUCAUGUUUUGAAUCUAAUUUACAGCCCUUCGUAUGAGUCCAGCUGAGCCACGUGUGCUGGGAUGGGCCCUGCACUGAGCUCCCAGUGCUGGAGCAGUGGGUGCCCACCUCAUCCCCCGCAUCCCACCCACACCAGUGGGCAUGUGUGGAAACAACCCAGCCAUGGUUCAGCAUCUCUUGUGCUUUCAGUGUGAGCAGGGUGCCCUGAGCUGAUCCUCAGGUGUCCUGAGCUGUUCCUUGGGUGUCCGGAGCUGUCCCUCAGGACUCGCCCCAGUGCAUCGCCUAAUGACCACAUGUAAAAUCUUGGCAGAUAACAUCUAAACUCAUGCAGAGAAAUGGGGAGAGAGAGAGAAAAUAUUUCUGAAAAGUGAUCUCAGAGUGCUUAACAAUAAAUUUAAGUGUCAGCCGAUUGAAACCCAAUAGAUAUUUUUUAGACUCAGUAUUAGAGAAUAAUUAAUUUAGAUUUUUCCUGACAGUCAGUGUGUGUGUGUGCACAUCUGUCUGUUGUGGGAGAUGCUCUAACCCAGUGCAUGACCAGGGAGCUGCUUGGUGCUUAUAUUGUGCUGUUGGUGUUAUAUAUUAAUUUAUCAUUCAAAAGCAAAGAGAGUAUUUUUUUGCUAAUCUACAUUUUAUCCAGUGCAGACUGCAUACAGAACACAAAGAACAGUCUCCUUAAGUAGAGAUUGCAAAGGAGAAGCUGUGUGUGUUUGCUGUGUCUUACCAAGUGCUGCUGUGCCAUGUGUUCCAGUUCAGUUGCUGAUGUGCAGAGCAGCAGCGGGUGGUUUGGCAGGAGCCGGGGGCUCCCCGUCCUGCCCGUGCAGAGCCAGGCUCUGAUUUCAUUGCUUGUCUGCAAACGGAGAGUGGUGAGUGGUGUCCCAGGUGCUGCGUCCCCCCAGCCAGACUUCUUCCAGCCAUCAGAGGAGUGGAGCUAAGAGGUGGCUGUGUUUUUGCCAGGACCCUUCCAGAACCCCUCUGCCACCCACCAGUGGACGCUGCUGCAUGAAAACCAAACCAGCCCUGGGCCCAGCAGCCUGACUCUAUUCCCACCUAGGGCUGUUGCCAACUGAUAAAUGGGGAGAUCUGCAAAACUUGGCUUCUGAAAAGGACAUUUCUGUGGCAAAGGGGACCCUUGGCUCUGAGUGGCCUGUGCCAGGGGCCGAGGCGUGCGGUAGCAUCCCUGCCCUCCUGCUCGCUCCUGUCUCCUACCCCAGACCUGUGAUUGUGGGCAUGUUGCACACCUCAAUAAAAGCCUUAGAGGUGAAAGAGCUGAGCCUUGAGUGUAUCUUU
Apus apus (common swift) is the source of this 2476-nucleotide messenger RNA. RefSeq names its product chromosome 21 C1orf216 homolog (gene C21H1orf216). Bases 124 to 963 code for a protein of 279 amino acids. The transcript has 2 exons. The record is from RefSeq and is a predicted model, not a curated record. NCBI's taxonomy places the organism in Eukaryota, Metazoa, Chordata, Aves, Apodiformes, Apodidae.